GAUUUCUUCGAUGCCUAUUUAUUAUAUACUGUGUGUGCGAUAAGCCUUUUGGACGUGCGACUAAGAUUUAAGGAUAAACGGAGUAGCCAGAAGGACUAGUUAUUCUUACUUGACCGUGAGGCUCUCCCGGGGACCAAAGUGAUAAAACUUAAGUGGCGCAGGCUAAGGUCGUUACCACUAUCAUAUGUACGUGCGUUCUCCGGCAUCCUGCGAUCGUCAGUAGACGAUGAUCACUCGUUGGCGUCACAUCGUUCCUCCAUCCCACCUGAACUGUUCUCUCUAAAGGCAGACAUGUGGAGCCGCGUGUUGAUGCUGUUAACUGCCGUGGCCUGGCAAGUCUCUUCAUUCUUACAUUCGAAUGCAGGUCCAUGGAUCCAAGCUACGAAGGGCGAACUCUGGCCAUUGCCAAAAAUGCGUGUUAUCAAAGAAGACUUCUAUUUGUUGCGACCAUCUAACUUUGAAUUCCGUGUGAACGGCGAGGUGUGUGAUAUCGUGACUGAGGCGAUAGAACGGUACAACAGAAUUAUUUUGACGGAAGCUAGAAUAGCAAGGUUGGUCACGGAAGGGCAACCAAGAACAUCCGUUCGAGACGAUCCUCAUUUUAAAGGCAAUCUUGAAACCUUAAGCAUCCGUCUCUUCAAGCCUUGUGAACAGAACGGCGAGCAUUGGCCAUAUUUGUAUAUGAAUGAAUCUUAUAAACUCGAGAUAAAUAAGACUUCAUCAGUUGCCGUUCUAUGGGCUGAAUCCGAAUGGGGAAUCCUUCGAGGUCUCGAGACUUUUUCGCAGCUAUUAGCACCGUCUGGUGAUGGCCCGAGCUUAAAAAUAAAAUGCCAAACUAUCCUGGACGAGCCGAAACUGCCACAUCGCGGCCUCCUGCUCGAUACCUCCCGUCAUUAUCUACCCCUAUCUGACAUAUUGUUGACACUAGACGCUAUGUCAUACAACAAGCUAAACGUCCUUCAUUGGCACAUCGUCGACGAUAACAGUUUCCCAUAUCAGAGUACCAGGUAUCCCGACUUGUCCGCCAAAGGCGCCUACCAUCACUUGAUGAUCUACACACCUAAUGACGUACAGAAAGUCGUAAAUUAUGCGAGACUACGUGGAAUCAGAGUGAUGUCCGAAUUUGAUACACCUGGACACACUAGAUCAUGGGGUAUAGCCUAUCCGGAAUUAUUGACAACGUGUUAUGACUCCACCGAAAAACCAAAUGGUAUACUUGGCCCUAUGGACCCAACGAACCCGAAGGUGUACGACUUCAUACAGAAUUUGUUCUCUGAGAUCGUGCAAGUAUUCCCGGAUCAAUAUCUCCACUUAGGUGGCGACGAAGUACCCUUCGAUUGCUGGGCCAGUAAUCCGAGAAUUACCGAGUACAUGAAAGAGCGCAAUAUAUCUAAGAAGUACGAGCUGCUCGAAAACGAAUAUAUAGUCAAGAUACUCGCGAUCAGCAGUUUGCUAAACAUCAACACUAUUGUGUGGCAAGAAGUUUUCGAUAAUGGCGUUGUGCUACCCGCGAGCACUGUGGUGCACAUUUGGAAAGUACAAUUAUGGCAAAAAGAGCUAGAGAGAGCAACUAAGGCAGGACAUCCGGUCUUGCUGUCAUCCUGCUGGUAUCUGGAUCAUAUUGCCGGCGGUGGCGAUUGGCAAAAAUAUUACAAUUGCGAUCCUUUCGAUUUUGAUAAUGCGGCCAACGUUACACACCUUAUGCUUGGCGGUGAAGCCUGCAUGUGGUCAGAAUUUGUCAACAAAAAUAACAUACAUUCAAGAAUCUGGCCACGUGCGAGCGCAACGGCUGAACGUCUUUGGAGCUUCAAUAAGCAGGAUAACAACAUCGCCGCUCAACGACUGGAAGAACACGCUUGUCGUAUGAACAGACGCGGUAUUCCUGCUCAGCCGCCGAAUGGACCAGGGUUCUGUGUAACAUAGCCGGUUCUCCGUCAGUUGAUACCAAUGCUCCGUUUAAUCUAUGCAAUAUUUACACUCGCAUAGCAAAUCCUCGAGAAAUACGAGCUUCCGUUUCAUGCACUCAUUCAUCGUUAUCGUAUAAACAUGCAUAUGUUAUAAUAAAUAUAGCCUGAAUAAUA
Acromyrmex echinatior (Panamanian leafcutter ant) is the source of this 2081-nucleotide messenger RNA. RefSeq names its product beta-hexosaminidase subunit beta. Gene Ontology annotation, cellular component: lysosome; membrane. Lineage: Eukaryota; Metazoa; Arthropoda; Insecta; Hymenoptera; Formicidae. Gene Ontology annotation, biological process: carbohydrate metabolic process; ganglioside catabolic process; glycosaminoglycan metabolic process. Gene Ontology annotation, molecular function: beta-N-acetylhexosaminidase activity. The record is from RefSeq and is a predicted model, not a curated record.